AAUAGAUAGAAAUUUUAUUAACACAAUAUGUGCGAUAAAAUAAUCACAGUACAAGCAAGUUUAAAUCAACAAUCUAUAACUCGUACUUUAGAUAAACCAUAUAAAUGUAGUGUAUGUGAUAAAACAUUCUUACAUAACGGAAAUUUGAAUGAACACUCUCGAAUACAUACUCGAGAGAAGCCUUAUUAUUGCAACGUGUGUGAUAAAACAUUCAGACAGAAAUCAAAUUUCAAUCGACACUCCAUUUUUCAUACUAAAGAAAAACCUUUCUCAUGUAAUGUAUGUAAAAAAGCAUUCAUGGAGAGAAGUCAUUUGAAUGAACAUUCUCUUGUUCAUACGAAAGAAAAGCUUUAUUCAUGCAGUGUGUGUAAUAUGUCUUAUACAAAAAGAUUUCAUUUAAAAAGGCAUAGUCUUGCUCAUAAUCAAGAGAGACCUUAUUCAUGCAGUGUUUGUAAGAAAACAUUCAAACUUUCAGACACUUUAAAAAGACAUUAUCUUAUUCAUUCUGGGGAAAAGCUAUAUUCAUGCGGUGUGUGUGAAAAAAAAUUUGCUAAGAAAUGUCAUUUAAUUAGGCACUCUCUUAUUCAUACUGGAGAAAGACCUUAUUCAUGCAGUGUUUGUGAAAGAACUUUCACACAGACAGCUAGCUUAAAAAAACAUUACCUUGUUCAUACCGGAGAGAAGCCUUAUUCGUGCAGUGUGUGUAAUAAAAUGUUCUCACUGAAAACUAAUUUAGACAAACAUUCUCUCGUUCAUACUGGAGAAAAACCUUAUUCAUGCAGUGUAUGCGAUAAGAAUUUCACAUCAAAAAGAAAUUUAAAUGAACACCUUCUUGUUCAUACUGGUGAAAAGCUUUAUUCAUGCAAUGUAUGUUUUAAAACAUUUAAACACAAAAGAAAUUUAACUACUCACUCCCUUGUUCAUACUGAAGAAAAACCAUAUUUGUGCAGUGUAUGUGAUAAAGCAUUCACAGAGAAACGAACUUUAACUGAACAUUCUUUCAUUCAUACGGGAGAAAAACCUUAUCCAUGCAAUGUAUGUGAUAAAGCAUUCAGACAAAAAAGAACUUUAAAUAAACACUCUCUUGUUCAUGCUUUGGAAAAGCCAUAUUCAUGCAGUGUGUGUAAUAAAACGUUCACACUGGAAACUCAUUUAAAUAAACACUGCCUUCUUCAUACUGAACCUCAUUCAUGCAGUGUAUGUAAUAAGACAUUCACUAGGAAAAGAACUUUGAAAGAACACUUUCGUAUUCAUACCGGAGAAAAACCUUAUUCAUGCAGUUUAUGUGAUAAGACAUUCACACACAAAAGAAAUUUAACAGCACACGCUAUUUCUCAUACUGGAAUAAAGCCUUUCUCGUGUGAUGUAUGUGAUAAAACAUUCACCCAGAAAAAAAGUUUAAUUAAGCAUUCUCGUCUUCAUACUUGAAGGAAAUCUUAUUGUUAUGCAAUCUUUCUGUUUUUAUGCAGUUUGUAUCACAAAUUCUCUGUCAGAAGAAGAGUUUAAAGGAAAAAUAUUGUUGAUAUUAGAGAAGAAUCUUUUUAAUGCAGUGUUGAACAACAAUUGCAAACUAUUCAUUUAAAUAAACAUUUACUUAUGUCAUAUUCAAUAGAGACCUUUUUCAUCUAAUGUAUUUAAGUAAAUCUUGUGCAAAUAAAUUCUAUUUUAAAAAA
Messenger RNA from Parasteatoda tepidariorum (common house spider), 1673 nucleotides. RefSeq lists its product as uncharacterized. Gene Ontology annotation, cellular component: nucleus. Gene Ontology annotation, molecular function: DNA-binding transcription activator activity, RNA polymerase II-specific; RNA polymerase II cis-regulatory region sequence-specific DNA binding. NCBI's taxonomy places the organism in Eukaryota, Metazoa, Arthropoda, Arachnida, Araneae, Theridiidae. The record is from RefSeq and is a predicted model, not a curated record. Gene Ontology annotation, biological process: regulation of transcription by RNA polymerase II.